AUGGAGGAAGAGGAGGGCAGGGUGAACGGUUUUGGACUGACCCCGGAGAGGUUCGGCUCGGACUGGGCUCACAUCGCCCUGCUGGACAAGACCAAGGAGUUCUUUCAGACCUGUGACGUGGAGGGGAAGGGUUUCAUCAACAGCACUGAUCUGAGGAGGCUCCACAGAGAGCUGCCUCUGUCUGCAGGAGAGCUGGAGGAUGUGUUUGACUCUUUAGACACACACCGUGCUGGUUACCUCACUCUGGAGGCAUUUUCUUCCAGAUUCAGUCAGUUCCUUCACGGUUGUAGAAUCCCUGUUACUGAAGAUCAAAACCAGACCCCAGAGCCAGUGUUCAAGGCAAAUGAAGCUCUUUACCAAAGCCAGUGGGAAGCCAAGUUGUCAGAAGUGGAAGAUGAGGAAGAAAGGCACUUCAGUAUGCUGCUGGACAGCCUGGGGGCCAGUAAUGUAUUUGAGGAUCCAGGUGAGGUGCGCGACCUUUGGGCCCAGCUCAGGAGAGAUGAACCUCACCUCCUGUCCAACUUUGAAGAAUUUCUGGCUAAAGUAACUCACCAGAUUAAAGAGGCCCGCCAGGAAAAAAAGGAAAUAGAGAGUGCUCUGCAGAGGAAGGCUGCGACACAUGACAACGAGAUCCGCCAUUUGUACGAAGAGAUGGAGGCGCAGAUUAAAAACGAGAAAGAACGACUUCUGCUACAGGACUCUGAGCGCCUUCAGCUGCGCAGUCAGGACCUGGAGCACCAGCUGUUGUCCAAGGAACGAGAACUGGACAACCUUUUUCACAAACAAAAAAGGUUAGAGCUCCAGUGCCACGAGCUGAACAGUGAGAAGCAGGAGAGCCACGUGGAGAACUUCAAGCUGAAAAUGACCAAUGAAGAGCUGUCCAGAGCGUUGCAGAGCUGCAGCCAGGAGCUCGCACUGGCCCAGGAGCAGCUGGAGGAGCUGCAGGAGCAGUCUGCCCGGCUGCAGCAGGAGAAAGAAACGGAAAUGUACAGAGUAACUGAAGGGCUGCAGAGGGAGAUGCAAAGUCUCAUGAAGCAGCUUGACCUCCUCAGAGAAAUGAACAAACAUCUAAAGGAUGAGCAAGACAUCCGCUGUGGUGCACCUCAGUCGUCAAUCAGAAAGCAGCAGAAAGCAGGCCUCGAGGAUUCCUCUGACACUAGCCAUCCAUCAAAACGAGCCCCACCGUUGGUGGACGGGUCCUUCCAGUCUCUAGAGGCCUUGCCCAUAGAGCACCUUCAAAUUGUGUUUGUCGCUUCCUCCUCCUGCAGUGAAGAUGACGCCCCCGAUAAAGCUGCCAACACCCCCAAACCACAGCAGCAGUCCCCUGUGAAGAGCUCAAGCUUAGCCAACGGUGACGUCAGCCUCGCUCAACCCAACGUGCACGAAGUGAAGGCAAAGGCCAGGAGGACAUUGUGCAAAACUGGCGCGAGCAAGAAGGAGGUAAACAAAGAGCGGACAAAGAAAACAGAAGCUGAGAGGAAGGUGGAGGUAGAGGAGGAGGUCCUGGAUACGCCUGCGGACGGGUGGCCCCUGCGCCGAGUCAUCUCCAUUGAGGAGGACCCCCUGCCGCACCUGCUUCAUGGUGCACCCCAGCCCUUAGUGCACCAGCUCGCUGACGAUGAAGCUAGCCUUGUAAAAGCUCCAGGUGUCUCUGUACCCCCUCCCUCCAGACUCACAGUGGACACCGAAGCUCCUGCUGCAAAGAAAUCCCACGUUACCCGAAUAAAAAAGAGCCAAGAGUCUCCAAGAGGACAGCCUGUUGGGAAGGAGACCCGGCAGAAAACAAAAGAGCGAGAGUUGUUCGCCCCCGACCGCCUGUUCAAGGUGGUCCUGGUUGGAAACUCCAGCGUGGGGAAAACCUCCUUGCUGCGUUCCUUCUGCGAGGGGCGUUUCCACCCGUCCACAACUGCUACUGUGGGUAUUGACUACAGUGUGAAGACAUUAACCCUGGACAACAUGCAGAUAGCCAUGCAGCUUUGGGACACUGCAGGUCAAGAAAGGUACCACAGUAUCACCAAACAGUUCUUCCGUAAGGCCGACGGGGUGGUGGUGAUGUACGACGUCACAGUGCUGGAGAGCUUCAAGGCCGUGCGACCCUGGCUCCUCAACGUCCAGGAAACUGCAGGUGAAGGGAUCCCCAUUCUGCUGCUGGGCAACAAAAUGGACAUGGAAAGAGAGAGGGAGGUGUCGCGUAAGGCGGCUGAGCGGCUAGCUUUCGAAAAGAAAGUGAUGUUCUUUGAGGUCAGUGCCUUCACCGGCAGGAACGUGACAGAGUCCCUGACACAUCUGGCCAGAGUGUUAAAGGAGCAGGAGGACACGGUAAGAGACAUGACGGUCAUCCUCAGUGCUCGGCCCACCAGGAAGAAAGCCUGCUGCAAGUGAAGCCCAACAACUACAACAAAACUAGAGAAAUUGCAUUUCCUCUGAAAACGAAGGGUGAAUGCUUAUUGAUGAAGAACUUGCUGAAAAA
Messenger RNA from Nematolebias whitei (Rio pearlfish), 2470 nucleotides. It is a transcript of the gene cracr2ab, whose product is annotated as calcium release activated channel regulator 2Ab. Gene Ontology annotation, biological process: Golgi vesicle fusion to target membrane; cellular response to insulin stimulus; regulation of exocytosis. The transcript has 17 exons. Gene Ontology annotation, cellular component: endosome; dendritic spine; plasma membrane. The coding region runs from base 1 to 2382 and encodes 793 amino acids. NCBI's taxonomy places the organism in Eukaryota, Metazoa, Chordata, Actinopteri, Cyprinodontiformes, Rivulidae. Gene Ontology annotation, molecular function: calcium ion binding; GTPase activity; GTP binding. The record is from RefSeq and is a predicted model, not a curated record.